Marmota monax (woodchuck) is the source of this 2679-nucleotide messenger RNA. It is a transcript of the gene Slc2a8, whose product is annotated as solute carrier family 2 member 8. The transcript is spliced from 10 exons. Gene Ontology annotation, molecular function: transmembrane transporter activity. Gene Ontology annotation, biological process: transmembrane transport. Lineage: Eukaryota; Metazoa; Chordata; Mammalia; Rodentia; Sciuridae. The coding region runs from base 215 to 1528 and encodes 437 amino acids. The record is from RefSeq and is a predicted model, not a curated record. Gene Ontology annotation, cellular component: membrane.
UUCCAGUGGUCGACUCUGAACCUGAGGGGCGGGUGCUAGCGCAGAUGCUAACCCCGCCUUGCGUUUCCAUUGGCUAAUACUGGUUCAGAUCCCGCCUCAGCACCGCCCGCCGUCGCCCAUUGGCCCGCUCUGCCGGGAGAAGUCUGAGGCAGCACUAGCGGGUCCCGUGGCGGUUCGGGCGUCAGAGCCAGCUGGGCAAGCGUUGGUCGCCGACAUGACGCCUGAGAACUCGGAAGAGUCCCAACCGCUCCUGAGGCCGCCGGGCGGCGGCUCUCCCUGCGGCCGCCGCGUCUUCCUCGCCGCCUUCUCCGCUGCCCUGGGCCCCCUCAGCUUCGGCUUCGCGCUCGGCUACAGCUCCCCGGCCAUCCCGAGCCUGAGGCGCUCGGUGCCCCCGGCCCCGCACCUCGACGACCGUACCGCCUCCUGGUUCGGGGCCAUCGUGACCCUGGGCGCCGCGGCGGGGGGCGUUCUGGGCGGCUGGCUCGUGGACCGCGCCGGGCGCAAACUCAGCCUCCUGUUCUGCACGGUGCCCUUUGUGGCCGGCUUUGCCGUCAUCACUGCGGCCCAGGACGUGUGGAUGCUGCUCGGGGGCCGCCUCCUCACCGGCCUGGCCUGCGGCGUCGCCUCACUAGUGGCCCCGAUUUAUAUCUCUGAAAUUUCCUACCCAGCGGUCCGGGGACUGCUCGGCUCCUGUGUGCAGCUGAUGGUCGUCAUAGGCAUCCUCUUGGCCUACCUGGCAGGCCGAGUCCUGGAGUGGCGCUGGCUGGCUGUGCUGGGCUGCGUGCCCCCCUCUUUUAUGCUGCUGCUUAUGUGCUGCAUGCCAGAGACCCCACGCUUUCUCCUGACUCAGCACAAGCGCCAGGAGGCCAUGGCUGCCCUGCAGUUCCUGUGGGGCUCCGAACAGGGCUGGGAAGAGCCCUCUGUUGAGUCUGAGCACCAGCAGGUUUUUCAGCUGGCCCUCCUGAGACACCCUGGCAUCUACAAGCCCUUCCUCAUUGGCAUUUCACUGAUGGCCUUCCAGCAGCUGUCAGGGAUCAACGCCGUCAUGUUCUAUGCAGAGACCAUUUUUGAGGAGGCCAAGUUCAAGGACAGCAGUCUGGCCUCAGUUGUCAUGGGCACCAUCCAGGUGCUGUUCACAGCCGUGGCAGCCCUCAUCAUGGACAGAGCUGGGAGGAGACUACUCCUGGCCUUGUCAGGUAUGGUCAUGGUGUUCAGCACAAGUGCCUUUGGCACCUACUUCAAGCUGACCCAGGAUGGCUCCAACUCCUCACACGUGGACCUCCUGGUGCCUGUGUCUGCAGAGCCUGUUGAUACCAAUGUGGGGUUGGCCUGGUUGGCCGUGGGCAGCAUGUGUCUAUUCAUCGCUGGCUUUGCAAUAGGCUGGGGGCCCAUCCCCUGGCUCCUCAUGUCUGAGAUCUUUCCUCUGCAUGUUAAGGGCGUGGCCACUGGAGUUUGUGUCCUCACCAACUGGCUUAUGGCCUUUCUGGUGACAAAAGAGUUCAACAACCUCAUGACAGGGUGUCACUGAAUUGUGUAGGGCCUCACUGUGUUGCUGAGGCUGGCUUUGAACCCAUGAUCCUCCUUCCUGCCUCAGCCUCCUGACCCCUGGGAUUACAGGCAUGUGCCACCAUGCCCAGCUAGCUUACCUUAUUUUGAUUCCUCACUGGGCAGAAGAGGACAGCAGCAUUUCCAUACCACUUCAUCCCCGUUUUCCUUCUUUUCAGUUUAUUUUUACUUUAAAUUGUCAAUAGUUAUGAUAUUUUCUUUUUUUUUUUUUUAAUACAUGACUAUAGUUGCCUCAUGCUUAGGCUGUAGAUUGUUUCCAAAAAACAAACCACGUAUUUCAGGUGGUGGUGAGAACACCCUGUCCGAUAGGCAUGAGAUAAGUCCUAGCCAUGCUGACUACAGUCAUUUGGGUAUCCGCAGAGGAUCAGUUCCAGGACCCUGCCCCACAGACACCAAGAUUCAUGGAUGCUCAUGUUUUUUUUUAUAUAAAUGGCAUAUUAAUUACAUAUAAUCUACACCCAUCCUCCUGUAUAAUUUAAGUCAUUUCUACAUUAUUUAUAAUAGAAAAUACAAUAUAAAUACUAUGUCAGUUGUUAUUGCUUAGGGAAUAAUGACAAAGGAAAAAAGUCUGCAUGUGUUCAGUAGAGACACCGAUGUUUUCUCUUAAUGUUUGUUCCUCAGUUGAAUCAAAAAAAUGCAUAAACUGGAUGUGGAGGGCUGACUGCAUUACAUUUCCUGGUCUUUAUAUACAAGGAAAAUUCUGGCAUGCAAUAAGAGCUAAUGAGAUAUAAGUAGAAUGUAGAUAUAAGUAGAAACUGGAGCUUCAGAGGAGAAAUGAGCACAUUGGAUGUACAGAGAGGAAUGUGCUAACAUUUGAGAAGCACCCCCUUGGUACUUUAUUUUUUUUAAGAAUUGAGAUGCUACAAGCUGCCUUUAGGAUAAUCUGGGGCCCAAAAUGAUCCCUUGCUCUGAUAUGAAAACCACUGGUAUGUGACAUUUAGUAAUAUAUAAAAGAUAAACCCUCAUGCAUGGGGGAAGAAGGAACCAAUAAAGUAUUCAUAGAAUUAUAGUUAUAUAAAUAAUAUUCCCUAUAAACCAACGGGACUAAAAAAGAUAUAAUCCUAUGUCAAUAAACCUGUUUUUUAUUAAAAUACUGAGUUUAUUUCACAUGUA